Messenger RNA from Onychomys torridus (southern grasshopper mouse), 1486 nucleotides. RefSeq names its product zinc finger protein 688 (gene Znf688). The record is from RefSeq and is a predicted model, not a curated record. The transcript has 3 exons. Gene Ontology annotation, biological process: regulation of DNA-templated transcription. Lineage: Eukaryota; Metazoa; Chordata; Mammalia; Rodentia; Cricetidae. Bases 317 to 1309 code for a protein of 330 amino acids.
GCCAAGCGGCAGACAUGGCGCCUUGGUGCCGUCAAUGGCAACUGAAGCCAGGCCGUCGCCAUAUUUUCUGAAGGCAUCUUCCGGGUUCCUUCACCCGAGUUGUGUCUCUGUGCGAGCGGCUGGGGAGUGAGCUAUGGGGCAUUAUUAGUCUCCACCGGGGCCCUGCGGCCCUCAGCGGCCACACGCUGCCACUUUCUCCCGCUCGGGUUGGGGCGACCCUGACCAAGGGGCGUGGCAAGGGCGUGGUUUCCCGGGGAAGCCGAGGCCGGAAGCCGGAGGCUGCGGCGGCCAAGCCGCUGCCCGGGCAGGAGCCCCGAUGGCGCCACCCCCGGCCCCGCUGCUGGUGCCGAUGCCCGGGGAGAUCUGGCCUGGUUUCAGGAAGCCUGAGCUCGUGAGCUUCGCGGACGUGGCCGUGUACUUCUCCCCGCAGGAGUGGGGCUGUCUGCGGCCCGCGCAGAGAGCCCUGUACCGGGAGGUGAUGCGCGAGACCUACGGCCUCCUGGGCGCGCUCGCAGCAUCAGCCACCCUCCAUUCCCAGGGCUUCCUCGGGAGUCUCCAUUCAGGCAAGAGCAUCGCAAACCCUGCCCAGGUUGAUUUGAGCAUAAGUUCCGAGGAGAUGCCCUCACCCCAGUGGGAUGCUAUCUGCCCGGGACAGCACUGUGACCCCUGUUCUCUCUCAGGGUUCCCGGGCCCCAAACCAGCCCUCAUCUCUUGGAUGGAACAGGAGAGUGAGGCUUGGAGCCCCGACGCCCAGGAUCCUGAGGAGGGGGAAAGCCUGGGAGGAGCUCCGAGAGGAGACACUUCAGAUAAGAAGGAGCAGGGCUGCAAGGAAGGAGCUGAGAGGCCUGCAGAGACUUCUGCUCAGCUGCAGUCUAAAGAGGUGGUUGAACAUAAGGCUUAUUCCAUGGCUCCCAAGUCCUCUGCAGGGGGGCAGCUACCUACCAGAGCUGCCCCAGGCCAGGUAGCAGGUCCACAGCUUCCUGCCCGUGUAUCCAGCACAGAUGUGCAGGACAGCCAGCGACGCCAUGUGUGUGUGGACUGUGGGCGCCGCUUCACCUACCCUUCUUUACUGGUCAGCCACCGGCGCAUGCACUCGGGUGAGCGACCCUUCCCCUGCCCAGAGUGCGGCAUGCGGUUCAAGAGGAAGUUUGCCGUGGAAGCACACCAAUGGAUCCACCGUUCCUGCUCAGGGGGUCGCCGUGGCCGUAGGCCUGGCAUCAGGGCUGUGCCUGGAGCCCCAGUCCGAGGUGACCGGGAUCCACCAGUGCUCUUUCGGCACUACCCAGACAUCUUUGAGGAGUGUGGCUGAGCCAAAUAGCUGCCUGUAUCUGGAGAAGAGCAUGAACUUGGCACUGAGAAUGACCGAGUCAAGACUUGGGAAAUGAAGUACAUCACCUUGACUUUUCUCAAGGAUCCCUUGUGAAGUUGUAAAAAGAAAAGUGCCUGUAAAGAUUCAUAUAGAUUAAACCCGGCCCCUGCUGCCCUC